Molecule: messenger RNA, 6473 nt
Organism: Dunckerocampus dactyliophorus (ringed pipefish)
Lineage: Eukaryota; Metazoa; Chordata; Actinopteri; Syngnathiformes; Syngnathidae
Product: MORN repeat-containing protein 3-like
Exons: 5
Coding region: 5047-5832 (261 amino acids)
Source: RefSeq, a predicted model, not a curated record
UUUUUCUCGUAAAUUGAUGACUUUAUUCUCGAAAUCUCAGAUUGUUUUGAAUAUGGCCCUAAUACUCAGUCCUAGUCUGUAAAUUGUGAAUAAAAUCGUAAAUUUAUGAGUGUUUUCUCGUAAAUUUACGACUUUAUUCUCGAAAUCUCAGGUUUUUUUCAACGUGGCCCUAAUACUCAGUCGUAGUCUAUAAAUUCAAAGAAUAAAAUCGUAAAUUUACGACUUUUUUCUCAGAAAUUUACGACUUUAUUCUCGAAAUCUCAGGUUUUUUUCAACGUGGCCCUAAUACUCAGUCGUAGUCUGUAAAUUCAAAGAAUAAAAUCGUAGAUUUACGACUUUUUUCUCGUAAAUUUAUGACUUUAUUCUCGAAAUCUCAGGUUUUUUUCAAUGUGGCCCUAAUACUCAGUCGUAGUCUGUAAAUUAAAAGAAUAAAAUCGUAAAUUUACGACUUUUUUCUCGUAAAUUUACGACUUUUUCCCGAAAUCUCAGCUUUUUUUCAACGUGGCCCUAAUACUCAGUCGUAGUCUAUAAAUUCAAAGAAUAAAAUCGUAAAUUUACGACUUUUUUCUCAUAAAUUUACGACUUUAUUCUCGAAAUCUCAGGUUUUUUUCAAUGUGGCCCUAAUACUCAGUCGUAGUCUGUAAAUUAAAAGAAUAAAAUCGUAAAUUUACGACUUUUUUCUCAGAAAUUUACGACUUUAUUCUCGAAAUCUCAGGUUUUUUUCAACGUGGCCCUAAUACUCAGUCGUAGUCUGUAAAUUAAAAGAAUAAAAUCGUAAAUUUACGACUUUUUUCUCGUAAAUUUACAGCUUUAUUCUCGAAAUCUCAGGUUUUUUUCAAUGUGGCCCUAAUACUCAGUCGUAGUCUGUAAAUUAAAAGAAUAAAAUCGUAAAUUUAUGAGUGUUUUCUCGUAAAUUUACGACUUUAUUCUCGAAAUCUCAGGUUUUUUUCAAUGUGGCCCUAAUACUCAGUCGUAGUCUGUAAAUUAAAAGAAUAAAAUCGUAAAUUUACGACUUUUUUCUCAGAAAUUUACGACUUUAUUCUCGAAAUCUCAGGUUUUUUUCAAUGUGGCCCUAAUACUCAGUCGUAGUCUGUAAAUUAAAAGAAUAAAAUCGUAAAUUUACGACUUUUUUCUCAGAAAUUUACGACUUUAUUCUCGAAAUCUCAGGUUUUUUUCAACGUGGCCCUAAUACUCAGUCGUAGUCUGUAAAUUCAAAGAAUAAAAUCGUAAAUUUACGACUUUUUUCUCGUAAAUUUACAGCUUUAUUCUCGAAAUCUCAGAUUGUUUUCAAUGUGGCCCUACUACUCAGUCGUAGUCUGUAAAUUAAAAGAAUAAAAUUGUAAAUUUACAAGUGUUUUCUUAUAAAUUUACGACUUUAUUCAAGAAAUCUCAGAUUGUUUUCAAUGUGGCACUAAUACUCAGUCAUAGUCUGUAAAUUAAAACAAUAAAAUUGUAAAUUUCCGACUUUUUUUUGUAAAUUUACGACUUUAUUCUCGUUAAUUUACGACUUUAUUCUCGAAAUCUCAGAUUUUUUUCGAUGUGGCCCUAGUACUCAGUCGUAGUCUGUAUAUUAAAAGAAUAAAAUGGUAAAUUUAUGACUUUUUUCUCGUAAAUUUACGACUUUAUUCUUGAAAUCUCAGAUUGUUAUCAAUGUGGCCCUAUUACUCAGUUGUAGUCUGUAAAUUAAAAGAAUAAAAUGGUAAAUUUACGACAUUUUUCUCGUAAAUUUACGACUUUAUUCUCGAAAUCUCAGAUUUUUUUCAAUGUGGCCCUAAUACUCAGUUGUAGUCUGUAAAUUAAAAGAAUAAAAUGGUAAAUUUACGACUUUUUUCUCCUAAAUUUAUGACUUUUUUCUCGAAAUCUCAGCUUUUUUUCAAUAUGGCCCUCUUACUCAGUCAUAGUUUGUAAAUUUACAAGAAUAAAAUCUCUUAAUUUAUUCUCAAAAUCUCAGAUUUUUUUUUCAACGUGGCACCAAAUAGGAGCCAAUAGCAUGCUCCUGUUUUCACGUCCCUUCUCUGCUACUCACCGCUCCUCACCUUGCCCUCUCAACUACAAUGGGAGCCCAUCAGCUGAUAGUAAACAAGCCUAAACUCAAUGAUAAUCAAUCCAUGUCCACUUAAGGGUGUCAUUGAUCUUUGUUUUCCACCCUCAGCAACUGACAUACAGGAAGCCCAACGCAUAAAAGCUGAUUUUUAUAAGAAAGCAGCUUGCAUACAGAAACCGUAAAGUUGGAAAUUCAAGAUUAGAUUAACGGGAUACAAAAAAAACCACACUAAAUAUGACUGUAAUUAAUUAACAACAAUUAAUGCACUAAUUUGACACCUCUAAUUUGUAUAUAUAGUUAUACUGUUUACAAAACUGGGGGAAUAGGUUAAGGCUUUGGCAGGGAGAAAAGCCAAAAGAGCCAAUAGCAGUUUUUGCUUUUUUACUAGUUGUUACGCACACUUUAUAUUAUUUUGUAUGUAAUACAAGUGAAUAAGUACAUUGCUUUGUUGUUAUCUUAUAUUUUAUGUCUUAUAUUGUUGUAUUAAAUACUGUUAACUAGGGGUGUUCACAAAAAAAGCCGAUACACAAGAUUGGGCCUACGAGAACGAGACGAAACAGGAUUUUAACUUUACUUUUAAGAAAACAUCAAAAAAAUAUAUAACAAUAUAUUGCGAUCUACUAAUCAUUUCUACUACCUUACUCUUCUGCACUCUGUGUGUAUGCUAGUGGCCCCGCCUCCACCCACCGAGACAAAGAGACCGUUUGACUGACGAAAGGGCUCACUGCCGUUGUUCUACGGAACAAACGCGCCAAGGUGCACAGCCUGUUUGGAGGCGAGAGACGAGGAAAACAAACACGGCAAUGCACUGAAGCUGGCACAAUUAUCGAGUUCAUUCAGAUUCAUUCAUUUAUGAUCAUGACUAGUUGUCACGCAUGACUAGUUGUUUUAAUCUCACGAGAUCUUGCGAUACCGCUGCUGUUAAACGGUCCACAAUGAAAUGUCCUGGCACAUUUUUUUUUUGUUUGCCUAAAAUCCUGUCCUCAAAUUGUAAUCAUGAUCAACAAAUUUAAGGCAAAAAUCAGUCAAUAAUCUUGGAAAAGAGUUUUGGAAUCAGUGAUACUGGCCCUGCAUGUACUUGGUAUCGGACUGAUAAUCAAAUUUUGAGUACCGCCCGCCUCCAGUCCAUGUACAAUAUCGUAAAAAGUGCCAUUACCGUGUCAUCCGUAGCAACCAACGGCCUCACAUUCCUCCCACACUAGCAUUAGCAGUGAGUGCUUUUUUUAAAAGCACUCUGAAUGAUGUCACUCUCCUUGUCACGUCGUGACAUCAUCAGGUGUCACAGACCAAAAGUCUCUGUGAUGUCAUCGGUUCGCGUUCAGGAACCUUCCUGUCAUGGCGCUCGCCGCCUUUCCAAUGAGCAUGGUCGUCCUCAAUAACAUGUCCUGUUCCAAAAUACACCAAGCAUCUUUGUUUCCUCAACUUUGAGACAAGCCAGUACAUUUGGACGGGUGAUUAUAGUUUGUCCCAAGCCCCAAACAUCAGUUCAUGACAUCGUUUUAUUUCCCUCCACUGCCCUUUCCCAUCUUCUGAAUGGAGUUGCUUAGUUCAGUCUACCAGACAUCACGCCCGUGUACUUGUUACUAAACUCCAUUCAUCUCCAUUCAGGUACGAGUUGCAUGAUCUAGAUGCAAUCUAUCUAGAUGGAUGUUCAUCCGAAUGCAUUGAUGUUCAAAUACAAAUGGCUGGGUGCCUCGGUAGCUUCAGUGUUAACCUGAUUGUGAUAGUUUGAACACAUUAUACCACAUUUUUAAUGCAAUUUGUACAUUUUUUGUAUUUUUUUUACAGUUCUGCGCAAAAGUCUGUGGUCAUUGUUAGGUUUUUAUGAAAAGUAAAAGCACUGACUUUAAAUUGUUGGUUUUGUUUGAACAAAUAUACAGAAUAAAACCCAACAUUAUUAUACUACAAAAGGCCGCAGACCUCCGCCAAGCGCCCCCCCGCCCAUAUUGUGAGUUAUACCAUAAAUAUUAGUCCUACAUUUAUGUUAUAUACAUAUUUAGAUUCAUUGUCCAUGAAAACAUACCAUUAGCAAUUGGAUUCUGAAUGAUAUCAAUGUUAGUUCAGUAGUUAUUCACGAAAAUCGCAUUUUUUGUAAUGGCGGUUUUCGUCCGGAUAUACUGUAGCUGCAUAGCUUUUGAAGAUACAACAAAUCCGUUGGCACGCUCCAGAUUCCACAGUGUCUCGGCGAUAUGUAAUGAAUGAAUGAAAAUUCCAAAGGUCCCCUGUUUUUUUUCAUGUUCUGGAUCCGAAUUAUUCCAUUAUCUGGAUCAGUCUUUGAUGUUUUGUCCUGUAUUUUUUAUUUUCCAAGUGCUCUGACCAUUUUGUGGAGUUACUGUAUAUGCCACAGGUGUCAAACACAAGGCCCGGGGGCCAGAUGUGGCCCGCUACAUCAUUUUACGCGGCCCGCGAAACCCUUGGAAUAAUGCAUGUCAACAAUGCACUUCACCUCUUGCCCUUCUAAAUGUAUUUGAUCCGUCAUUUUGGCAGAAAAAUUGCACUGCAUGCGGUUCUUCCAAACGUCAGUGUUGUCUAACCAUCCAGCAAGAUAUUCCAAGCAUUUUUCAAAAACAAAUACUUGAAUGUCUGCUUGUCACCAUGACAUUCUCACUUCACUUCUCAUUUCGAAGUUAUCCAUCAAUUUGUUAGUACAAAUGUAAUAAUCUAAUGCAUGGGCAACUGUGUAAUCCUAUUAUGGGGUUAUAUUCUUAUUUAGAUUCAACUGCAAUGUGGCCCUCAAUGAAAAUGAGUUUGACACCCCUGAUAUAUGCACAAAUGCCGAAAAUGGUCCUAUCUCGCAAUGUUAAAGAGUCCUUUAAAAAAAAAUCCUGGAUCCCGACGGUGAUCCGGGACACCCCCACAUCCAAUUUCCGCCAAUUGCUGAAAAUGUCAUCCAAAUUCAUCACUUUUCAAGUUAUUUUGAACACAAACAAACAGAUAAAACGGCAAAAACACAACCUCCUUAGCGGAGGUAAUUAUCAAGUAAUUUGAGUGAUGACAUCGACAUGUCAAUUACUUCUCCGAUGUUCCAAUGUUCUAUUUAUGUCCUAGCUAGGUCUUUCACUAAGGUGACCCCAGGGAUGCCAUUCCUGAAAAAAGCUCGACAGAUUCCAGGCCGUUUCACAGUGAUAGAUAAUAAAGCAAAGAAAUCGGGGCUGCGUGGAACAGUAUUCUCAGUCAAUGGCGAUAACUAUACUGGAGAGUGGCUGGACAACAAGAAACAUGGCUGGGGAACCCAGGAGUGGAAGAUGUCUGGUGCCCUUUACAAUGGCGAGUGGAAGUUUGGGAAACAUGAGGGACAUGGCAUCUAUAGUGUACUUCUACCGGACACAAAGACGUACGUGACGCAGUACUGUGGCGAGUGGAAAAAUGGAAUGAAGCACGGACAUGGUUCAUUCUUUUAUGCGACUGCAGUUUAUGAGGGGGAGUGGAGUGAAGACAAUCGUAGCGGUUGGGGGAGACUGACCUAUAAGACUGGCGAUGUCUACGAGGGCGAGUGGCUGGGGGACAAGGAGCACGGAAUGGGCGUCCUGCAGUUUGAUAAUGGCAACUGGUAUGAAGGAUCUUGGAAGAACGGCAAGAAAAGCGGUCAUGGAAAGUUCUACUAUGCUGACAAAGGUCUGAUUUAUGAAGGCCUUUGGGUGGAGGGAGAUGCAAAAUGUGGCACUCUGUCUGAUUUUGGGAGAGAAGAAGCACCAUACCCACCCAAGUAUCCAAUUCCAGAGAUCACACUAGUGGACAUGCGAACGGUUUUAACAGACGCCGAGUCAGUAUACCUGGAUCAGACAUGACGCGCAAGAAGAAAAGGAACAGUUUUCAUCGAUGAUUUCUUCUGUGUGUGGAUUUACGAUACGGACACCAUGAAAUCUACUGAAACAGAAAAUAGUUCAAGUCACCCUUCCGUGGAAGCCAAAACAUGGAGUGUGACGAUACUUGUGUUUCUAUUUCUUUUAACACACAUUAAAAGUGAGGGACAGGAAGUGUGCCUCGUGUUACGCAUCUACUCUGCAAACAAAUACAGCAAGGAGAAGCCAGAGCCCGGAGAGCCUCUUCCAUCGUCUGGGAACACUCGGCCUUCCUGGUGAAAUAAGUAAACGGACAAAGUGGAUAGGAUACAAGUUGAAACUAGGAAUGCUACACUUUAACCAAUAGGGCACUUUCCUUUACUAAAAACUAAAUAAUCAUUCACUGUUCAAACUUACUGUUGCACUUUCCUGAAAAGAAACACUGUAAACCGGGCGGGGGGGUGUCAAAAAUGCGCCCCGAGGGCCAUUCUCGGCCCGGAGCUCAUUCUUAAUUGGCUUGUCACCUAUAACACAAAGUUAACGUUUUGUUCAGAUAUAUCGCGCGUAUUAGCUUACAGUGCGUUGGUUUUUAGCAUCUUGAAUGUACAAACGCAUCAAAGAAUUGUAAUCAGCAGUUUGCAGUUUUU